Molecule: messenger RNA, 3132 nt
Organism: Ceratotherium simum simum (southern white rhinoceros)
Lineage: Eukaryota; Metazoa; Chordata; Mammalia; Perissodactyla; Rhinocerotidae
Gene: ZC3H3
Product: zinc finger CCCH-type containing 3
Cellular component (GO): nucleus
Molecular function (GO): metal ion binding
Source: RefSeq, a predicted model, not a curated record
GUGGAGAUGACGUCGCGGGGGCCUGCCCGGGCGUCGCGGACUCUGGAGAUGGAGGAGAAGGAGCAAUUACGGCGGCAGAUACGCCUCCUGCAGGGUCUGAUCGAUGACUACAAAAACCUCCAUGGCAGUGCCCCUGCCCCAGGCACCUCAGCCGCUUCUCUGUGGCAGCCACCCACUUACGACAGCAGCAGGGCCUUCAGUGCUCGCCACCCCUGUCCAAGCCGGAGGGGCUUCUCCCCAAACCAUGGGCCUGCAUGGCGCAAGAAAUACUCCCUGGUGAAUCGGCCCCCAGGAUCCUUGGACCCACCUGGCAACUGUGCCUCACAGCCGCCCCUUGGGGCUGGGGGCAGCCAGCCUCCUGACUCCCAGCAGUGUGUCCUGGAGAGGCAGGUCCAGCUGAGUUCAGAUCAGAACAUGGUCAUCAAAAUCAAACCACCUUCAAAGCCGAGCUUGGCUAGUGCGGCAGGGGUCCUGCGGGGCUCCUUGGAAGAAUGUGAGGAUUCUCCGUGGAGCGACCACAGGCCUCAGGAAGGUGAGGGUGAGCCCCCUGGCAGGCAGAAGCAGCCCUUGAGGCCAGGAAGAGCCAAGGGGAGCUGCAGUGCAGAGGACCCCCUUCUGGUCUGCCAGAAGGAGCCUGGCAAGCCCCGGGUGGUGAAGUCUGUGAGCAGUGUGAGUGACAGCCCCUCGGAGCCCCGGCGGACAGUCAGUGAGAGCACGGUUUUGGUCAAGGCACACUUCCUGUCCUCUACCCUGCCCCAACGCAGUGGCACGGCCCUUGGUCAGAAGGUGGGCUCUCAGUCUGUGGCCAGCUGUGUUGCACAGCUCCUUGGUGAUGGAAGAGCGAAUGCCAGCCACCCAGAUCAGCCGGCUCCCUCUGACUUGGUGGCAGAUCCAGUUAGACCAGCUUCUGGACCCAGGCAGACCCCAGAGGCCUCACUGCUUGUGUCCUGUCGAACCAACAAGUUCCGGAAAAACAACUACAAAUGGGUGGCUGCCUCAGUGAAGAGUCCCCGUGUUACUCGGAGGGCUCUCAGUCCCAGAUCUGCCUCAGAGAAUGUGUGCAAGACCCCCUUUGGCACAGCAGAGCGAGUGGAGAAGCUGCAGCUCAGAGCCAACCCGGAUGCCAAGCCCAGGAGGUCGGCCGUGUCCUCCACAUCUGGGACCUCCCCCAGCAAGUACAAGUGGAAGGCCUCCAGCCCCUCUGCCUCCUCUUCCUCGUCCUUCCGUUGGCAUUCGGAGGCUGGCAGCAAGGAUCAUGGCUCCCAACUUUCUCCAGUCCCAUCUACGUCCGCCCCAAGGGACAGACCAGCAGUAGGACCCAGCGGCUUGAAGCCCCUCUUCAGUGAGACCCCACUCUCUGCUUACAAAGUGAAGAGCCGCACCAAGAUCAUCCGGAGGCGGGGGAGUGCUAGCCUUCCCGGGGACAAGAAGAGCAGCCCCCCACCUGGUGCCACUGCCAAGAGCCAAUUCAGCUUGCGGCGCAGACAGGCCCUCCGGGGGAAGAGCAGCCCCGCUCCGAAGAAGACCCCCAACAGGGGCCUCGUGCAGGUUACCAGGCACCGGCUUUGCUUCCCGCCUCCAGGCCGAGCCCACCUCUCCACCAAGGAAGCAUCCGGUCUGCACACCCUGCGGACCCCUCCUGCCAGCAAAGUGAUCAAGACCCGCUACCGCAUCGUCAAGAAGACCUCGGUGUCUCCUCUCAACACGCCCCCGACCCCCUUGUCCCUGCCCUCCUGGCGGGCGCGGCGGCUCUCCUUGUCCAGGUCCCUGGUGCUGAACCGCCUGCGCCCCACUGCCGGCAGUGGCAAAGGCCAGCCCGGCUCCCCUCGGUGGCGGAAUAAAGGCUACCGCUGCAUUGGUGGGGUCCUCUACAAGGUGUCGGCCAACAAACUGUCCAAGACCUACGGCCGGCCCAGCGUCGACGGGGGUAGUAGGCCUCUCCUGCGCACAGGCCGGUUGGACCCUGCCAGCAGCUGCAGCCGCUCCCUAGCCAGCCGGGCUCUCCAGCGCAGCCUGGCCAUUGUCCGGCAGGCGAGGCAGAAGAAGCGCCGGAAGGAGGAGUACUGCAUGUACUACAACCGCUUCGGCCGGUGCAAGCGUGGCGAGGGCUGCCCCUACAUCCACGACCCCGAGAAGGUGGCUGUGUGCACCAGGUUUGUCCGGGGCACGUGCAAGAAGACAGAUGGGACCUGCCCCUUCUCCCACCACGUCUCCAAGGAGAAGAUGCCUGUGUGCUCCUACUUCCUGAAGGGGAUCUGCAGCAACAGCAACUGUCCCUACAGCCACGUCUACGUGUCCCGGAAGGCGGAGGUCUGCGCAGACUUCCUCAAAGGCUACUGCCCGCUGGGUGCGAAGUGCAAGAAGAAGCACACGCUGCUGUGCCCCGACUUCUCCCGCAGGGGUGCCUGCCCCCGGGGUGCCCAGUGCCAGCUGCUCCACCGCAACCAGAAGCGCCUCAGCCGGCGGGCAGCUGCAUCCGUGGCCCCAGAGCCCAGCGACGCAGCCCCCAGGAACCACGGGCCCAGGAAGUCCUCAGCCGCCCAGCGCCCCGCCAGACAGAUGCCCAGCUCCCCCACCUCCGUGGCCGCUGGCUCAGCCUCCCCUCCCUCCUCCCCACGGGGGUUAGCUGUGGCCUCAGCCUCUCCCUUGUCAUCAAAGGCCUCCUCCUCCUCCCCCUCCCACUCCUCUUCCUCCCCUUCUUCCCCCCACUCCUCCUCCUCCGCCUCCCCCACUUCCCCCUCCCUGUCCUUGGACCAGGAGGAGCUGUCUCUCCAGGAAGAGGCUGCCUCUGCGGUGAUGGUGACGGGCUCCGGCAGCCUCUCCAAGCUGCCUUCCUUCAUCUCCCUGCAGUCCUCACCGAGCCCAGGAGGCCAGCCCAGGGCCCGGACUUCCAGGAGCACCGCCCACAGGGACUCAGGGAAACCUCUGCACAUCAAACCCCGUCUGUGAGGGCCCAGGGGGCCAGCUCGUGCCUACCUCAGCCCCUCAUCCCUGGAGAGGAAGGAGACUCCGCCCACCACUGCCCCAGAGGAGGGACCGCCUGCCACCGAGCCCCCAACGGGGGCCACACAGCCGUUGCUCUGCCCGCCUGGUUCUCAGCCUUCCGUGACCAGUGCGUGUCCAGGGCCCUGC